AUGUACAACAUUUUGGAUCAUAUCCCCGCUGCUGCUCAAUGCAUUUUGUACACAUUCGACCGCAUAUGGGACCCUGAUAAGAAAGUUGAAAAACUCAAGAAGGAAGUUGACAAACUGAAGAAUGCAAGGAACCAAGUGCAGAAAUCUGUUGAUGUGGCUAUAAAGAAUGAGCAAGAGAUUCUAGAGGGUGUCCAUAGAUGGUUUAUUGAAGUCGAUAAGAAGCUUACUGAAGAGGAAGUGAAAAUAACCAAGGCUGAAGAAACAGCAAGGAAGAGAUGUUUCCUGGAGUCGUUUCCGAAUUUCAUGUCUCGUUACCAUCUCAGGAAGGAAGUGGAUAAGGAGGCCAAGGUCAUUGAUCAACUCUUGAAAGAUGGCGAAUUUGACGGAGUGGCCCAUAUACCUGCUUCAGAUAUCAGCUUCAAGUCAAGAGAGCAUGCUUUGGCUGAGAUUAUAAACGCAUUGAAGGAUGCAAAUGUAAACAUGAUAGGCGUUUACGGGCUUGCUGGUGUGGGCAAGACCACCCUAGUCAAAGAAGUUGCUAGACAAGCCAAAGAGAGCAAGUUAUUUGAUGCCCUGGCCAUGGUAGAUGUAACCAAGGCUUCGGACACAGAAAAUAUUCAAGAAGAGUUGGCAGACCAGAUUGAUUUGGUGUUUACUGACAACAUAAAUAUUACACGUCUGAGAGCGGAUCGGAUACGUCAGAAAUUAAAGUCCACGAAGACUCUUGUGAUUUUAGAUGACAUAAGGAGCAGACUAAAUCUGAAAGCAAUUGGUAUUCCCUUCGGACAUUAA
Messenger RNA from Theobroma cacao (cacao), 792 nucleotides. The record is from RefSeq and is a predicted model, not a curated record. NCBI's taxonomy places the organism in Eukaryota, Viridiplantae, Streptophyta, Magnoliopsida, Malvales, Malvaceae.